AUGCUAGACUUCACCGACAAGCUUAAACCGCAAUAUGAUGGUGCUGCCACACUUCAAGCUGAGCGAAAUGCCUCAACGAUCAACGUCGACGAGCUCGCCAAGCACCUUCUCUCCCGCGAUGGGUUUCUUGAAAGACAGGAACGGAUUUUGCGAGUUCUCGAGAAGGAAAAGAUCUUCAAGAAAGACCAUCAAAUGAACUUAUCCCGACCAGAACGAUAUCAUCUCGGCCUCGCGCGCGCAAAAGCAGUUCAAAGGAUCAUGCGGAAAUACAGCUGGACAACAUCUGAAGACUACAAAAUGUUUGAGUACCUAGUAGAUGAGGUUAGUCCGUAUCAUCUUCAUCUAACCAUGUUCGCCACCACGGUCCGUGAACAAGGAUCCGAGGCACAGAAGAAAUACUGGAUGCCCAAGAUCCUGAAUUACGAUAUCAUCGGGUGCUAUGCGCAGUCUGAGCUCGGCCACGGGAGCAAUGUGAGAGGGUUGGAGACGGUGGCGAAGUGGGAUCCGCAGAGGAAAGAGUUUGAGAUUCAUAGUCCGUAUUUGACGGCGAGUAAGUGGUGGAAUGGAUCCUUGGGCAGGACAGCCACACAUGCUAUUGUGGUUGCACAAUUGUUGCUACCAAAGAAGGGGAAGGAGAAUGAGUAUGAGAGUCAUGGGCCGCAGCCGUUCAUUGUGCAGAUUAGAGAUCAGAAGACGCAUCAGCCGUUCGAGGGGAUUGUUGUUGGGGAUAUUGGGCCGAAGUAUGGUUACGCCUCCAUGGAUAAUGGAUACAUGCUCUUCGAUCAUUAUCGAGUCCCGAAGUCGGCCAUGUUAUCGAGAUAUGUGGAGGUCUCGGAAGAGACGUGCACUCUGAACCGUCAUGGUCAUCCGGCUGUUGUCUACGGUUCUCUGACCUUCGUUCGUGGACAGAUCAUCAUGCACGCCCGUCUGAUUCUGGCACGUGCAGUUACGGUAGCUGUUCGGUACUGUUCUAUCCGACGGCAGUUUCGAGACCGAGAUUCUAGGAGCGAUCAAGAUGAUGAAAUGAAGGUUCUUGAUUAUCCAACUGUGCAAAUAAGGAUACUACCGCUACUAGCAACGGCGUUCGCGCUGCACUAUACUGGAGAGAUGAUGUACAGCAUGUAUAUCAAGAGUCGGGAGGCGAUUGAAAAUGACGAUUUCGGUCCUUUGGCAGAGCUUCAUAGUGCGAGUAGUGGGUUGAAGAGUUUGUGUACAAUGCUAACCGCAGAUGGUAUUGAGACAUGUAGACGUGCUAUGGGCGGCCAUGGUUUUGGAGGUGGAAGCGGGCUAAUAGGAAUGAACGCAGAUUAUCUCUCUAAACCAACUGUCGAAGGCGAUAAUUGGAUGAUCACCCAGCAAGUUGCGGCUUACCUGAUCAAAAAGAUGACAUCCGCAGUUGCAGACCCAACUGCCCCACCAAAAGACCCGACAGACGAGCUUUUCCAAUUCUACCUGAAAAACCGCGGUCACCACAUCCCACAGAACGUCGCCCACGGCACCGAAACCGACGACUGCGCAAUUGUAUGUGUAUUCAAAUGGCGUACCGCUGACCUCAGCUACCGAGCCUACCAAGCCCGAGUUAUCGACAAGAAGCCCUGGACAAAACUCAUGAUCCAACUACAUUCUCUCAGCCGGGCAUACUCAGAGCAAAUCCUCGUCACCACCUUCCACAACUCCUUCCGAACUAGCACGUCCACUCUCUCUUCUCCAACCCCCGAAGUCUUAAGAACAUGUUUCAGACUCUACGCCCUACACACUCUAGAAACAUCCGCAUCAUCCUUCAUCCUCACAAAUUCCGUAUCGUCAGAGUCAAUAUAUGCACUGCAGGACGCGAUAUUGGCCUUGAUGACGGAGUUGCGGCCUCAUGCGGUGAAGCUGGUGGAUGCGUGGUCAAUCCCGGAUUUCUUGCUUGCUAGUGCGUUGGGCAGGUCUGAUGGGAAGGUAUAUGAGGAGCUGUAUGAUAUGGCACAUAGGAGGAAUCCGUUGAAUAGGAUUACAUUUAAUCCGGACUGGAGAAGCGAGGAGAUUGUGUUGGGGAGUGGAGAUGGUGGGAGGCAUGUUUUGUCGAAGUUGUGAGUUGAGAAGAGGGGGAAAGAGUGCCGGGCGGGAAGGGAGAGACAGGUCGAGAGUCGCAUAGAAUUAUGGGUGCAAAAAGUGUCAUGAAUAAAUGCUCGUGGAAUUUUCUCAAAGAGCGAAAUAGGCCUUUUAAGGUCAUAGAUGCCGUCUCAGCGUUUAGAUUGGGUACUAAGAGUAUGCGAUUACCAGGCGGAUGACUGUGGAAUCGCAUUUUGGAGGGCAUUGACGACAGAUACUACAGCAUGUUAUCACAUACCACUGAACAUACCCAGGGUAGAUCUAAUAUAUCAAUCUCCCGCUAGAGGUAAAG
Molecule: messenger RNA, 2386 nt
Organism: Lindgomyces ingoldianus
Lineage: Eukaryota; Fungi; Ascomycota; Dothideomycetes; Pleosporales; Lindgomycetaceae
Product: acyl-CoA oxidase
Exons: 2
Coding region: 1-2076 (691 amino acids)
Biological process (GO): fatty acid beta-oxidation using acyl-CoA oxidase; lipid homeostasis
Cellular component (GO): peroxisome
Molecular function (GO): acyl-CoA oxidase activity; fatty acid binding; FAD binding
Source: RefSeq, a predicted model, not a curated record